Molecule: messenger RNA, 1459 nt
Organism: Panicum hallii
Lineage: Eukaryota; Viridiplantae; Streptophyta; Magnoliopsida; Poales; Poaceae
Exons: 3
Coding region: 390-1265 (291 amino acids)
Source: RefSeq, a predicted model, not a curated record
GGGGAAUCUCAUGUACAAAUCACCACCACAACUUUAAUCAGAAGGGUAGUUAAUAGUUACAACUUAGAAGUUAAACUACUGCAGGAAAUGGUUUUGUCAGAGCUGUGCUGGAGACAAUAUUCUAUGAAUCCCUGUGGUGCACACUCACAUGCUUCCUGUACUCAUGCGGCCCAGGGGGUGGAAGCGACACGGUCGCGUUCGCGCGGCCAUCGAUGCAAGCACGGCGAUCUUUUCGUCUCCCAGGAGGCCAUUAAAUCUGGUGCUCAUGGCUCAUGCUACUGCAACCGAUGCAAUUCGACCACUAGCUUCGUCUCCCUCUCACCGUCUGCCUCACGCUCGAGCUCCCCCCACAAACUGCUCGUCUUCUCGGACUUUCCAAGACUCUUGAGAUGGCAGAGAGACCCGCCGCUCCUCUGACCAUGAAGAUGAAGCUGCUCGUAGACACCAAGGCCGGGCGCGUGCUGUACGCGGAGACCGGCAAGGACGUCGUCGACUUCCUCUUCUCCCUCCUCACGCUCCCCCUCGGCGCGGUCGCGCAGCUCCUCACCGCAGGCGCCGGGGCCGGCUCGGUCGUCCCACAGCUCGACGGCCCUGCCGCCCCCACCAGCGCGGUGGCCAAGCUCCUCCCGGCCGCGGGCGCCAUGGUCGGCUCCGUCGGCAACCUCCACCGCAGCGUGGAGGCGCUCGACGCCAGCCACGUCUGCCGCCGCGAGGCCACCAAAGCUCUGCUCGAGCCCGCCGUCCUGCAGCUGGUGGUCACCGCGGCGGCUCCGGCGCCGGCGCCGAACGGGCGCCUCUUCAGGUGCAAGGGCUGCCCUUGCUCCCCUCGCUGCUACGACUACGCCACCAGGGUCAGCGGCACGCCGUGCCCCGUGUGCAAGGUCGAGAUGACGACGGAGGUGCAGCUCGUGGAGCCCGACGGUGACGCGAAGCCCCCGGCGGCGGCGGCGGGCGAGGGGAGCAGCGCGGGGUACGUGCGGGACAUGGUGACGUACACCGUGAUGGACGAUCUCUCAGUGGCGCCCAUGUCCACCAUCUGCGCCGUCACCGCCCUCGCCGCCCUCGGCGUCACCGACAUCACCGGGCUCCAGGCCAAGACAGUGGAGAUCGGCUACCAAGAGGGUUUGGCGUUGCUGAAGGCGUCGUUGCAGUCGCAGACGGUGCUCACCGACGUCUUCCUCGGCGCGAAAGGGAGUAGUGGUGGUGCAGGAGCUGCUGGAUUGGGGUCUCGGAAUCCGUAUUUGUUCGUCAGGGAAACCUUUUAGUUUAGGGGCUCCCAAAGCACGCCUGAAGUAGAUGUACAUCUGUUUCAGAAAUCGUUGAACUUGGCAUAUGCUAAUGGUUUCGUGUGCGUUACUUGGGCUGUGCUUGGAUGCUUGAAGCCUCGAACCAAGCAGAACGUGAAUGGGGUGGUGUUCACUUGAUUGGAAUGAUCUUGGAUGGAACGGUUCGUUUGAGU